AUGGACGAUAAUUUAGUUGGGGUUAUGCAAGGAAUGUCUCUACAGGAUGAUGUACCGAUCGUUUUACCUGAGGAGGAUGAUUACAGUGCUGUGGAGAGAAGAAGCCGAAGCUUAUUGGGUCGAUUGCUUAAUUCAGCUUCCCAAAACAUGUCGCGAAUGCUGCGCACGAUGACGAAGAUUUGGAAGGUGUAUGAAACUGUCUUAAAGUAUGGCUUCUGGUCCUUUGAUGAUUGGGGCAUGGUGAUGGAGAGAUGGGUUGAGUUUCCACCAAGCAACUUUCUGCAAUCGGCGGCGGUUUGGAUCAGGAUCCGCAAUAUUCCAGUUAACUACCUUACCAUCAAGACUAUUGACUCGGUGGCCGGAGCAAUUGGUUAUGUGAAGGAUAGUGAUUGGAACCCCUAA
Molecule: messenger RNA, 402 nt
Organism: Brassica oleracea var. oleracea
Lineage: Eukaryota; Viridiplantae; Streptophyta; Magnoliopsida; Brassicales; Brassicaceae
Exons: 1
Coding region: 1-402 (133 amino acids)
Source: RefSeq, a predicted model, not a curated record